This is a messenger RNA of Tilletiopsis washingtonensis, 2314 nucleotides long. RefSeq lists its product as hypothetical. Lineage: Eukaryota; Fungi; Basidiomycota; Exobasidiomycetes; Entylomatales. The record is from RefSeq and is a predicted model, not a curated record. Gene Ontology annotation, cellular component: nucleus. The transcript has 7 exons. Bases 33 to 2174 code for a protein of 713 amino acids. Gene Ontology annotation, biological process: regulation of DNA-templated transcription. Gene Ontology annotation, molecular function: DNA-binding transcription factor activity; transcription cis-regulatory region binding.
CGCCCCGCAUACAUACCCGCAUCUCAGCAGCCAUGAGCGGCAUGGCAUCGACGCCGAGCCUCGACGGCGCCGCAGCGGCGCUGCUGUACGAGGCGCAGCAGCAGCAGCAGCAGCAGCAGCAGCAGCAGCACACGGCCGCCGCCGCCGCCGGACUCAGCGACGACCCCGAGGAGGAGGCGCGCGCCGAGGCAAAGGCGGCCAAGCGUGCGGCCAAGGAGGCGCGCCGGGCCAUGCGCGCGGCCCAGGCGGGCGAGGCAGGCGAGGCUCCCAUGGCGCCGCCGCCGUCGGCAAAGACGCUCGAGAAGGCGGCGCGCAAGGCUGCCCGGCAUGCCGAACGCGUGGCGCGCAAGGAGGAGAAGGCCCAUGCCAAGCUGGCACGGCGGCAGCAAGAGCAGGAGCAGGAGCAGCUGCAGCACGAGCAGCUGCAGCACGAGCAGCAGGAGCUGCAGGAGCACGAUCAGCAGCAGCAGCAGCUCGACGAGCAGCAGGCACAGCAGUACGCCGAGCUCGAGGCGGCGGCCGCUGCUGGCCAUCCCGGCGAGCUGCUCGAGCACAUGCACCACGACGAGGACGACGACGAGGCCAAGCGUCUCAAGAUGGAGCAGGAGCAGCAGCUCAACGAGGAGCAGAUGCAUGCCGCCGACGUCGCUGCUGCCGCGGCAGCCAGCGCGCCGCAGCACGGCGCCUUCCCGCCGGCCUUCUUCCCGGACGCCACGGUCGCCACGCACGAGGGCGAGGAGCUGGCGGAGCAGCACCAGAUGGCAGAGGCGCCUCUCGAGGUGCCACAAGUCCCUGCGCCGCAGCGUGCGGCGCUGCGCAACCCCUUCCUGGCGCGCGCCGCUGCCGCUGCCGCGCCGCCGCAGCCCGUGGCGCCGGCGCUGGGCCUCGAUGCCUCGCAGUUCCCGCCCGGCUUCGACUUUGCCGCCAUGGCGAGCUACCUGGCGCGCUCGGCGAACAGCCAUCAGGCGCCGCAGGCCGUGCCUGGUCCCUCGUCCGAGAGCGCCGGCGCCGUCGAGGCAGCCAGUGCCAGCCAGGCCAGCCUGCUGCAGGCCAUCGCCGACAUUACCUCUGCUCCCAACUACCUUCCUCCUCCUCCGCCGCCCCCCGCACCCGCCCGGCGUCCCAUGCCCGGCGACGGCGAGGCGCCGCGUGCCGUGCGCCCGUCGGGCAAGCGCAGCAGCGUGCUCAUCCGUGCCUCCAAGGAGGCCACCAUCGAGGAUGCCGCAGGCCUCACGCACGAGGCCAUGCUGUGCGAGAAGCUCUACGAGCCGCAGCAACUCAAGUGGCUGCGCGAGGCGUACGGCCUCACGUGGAAGACGGGACGCUACAGCAAGACGGAGGACGACGCGCUCGACGAGGCCAUCGAGGUGUUCAAGGCGACGCACAACAUGACUGCCGAGGACAUGCAGUCGUUCCUCUCCAGUCGCCGCGCCGACCAGGCCGAGCUCUACACCGACUUCUUCCUGCAGCUUGGCCGCAAGCUGGGCGACCGCCCGCAGCGCAACCUGCGCACGCAUGUCAUCCAGCGCUUCCAUCCCGAUGCCGGCGGCGGACCGUGGACGGAGGAGGAGACGGCCAAUCUGAUGAACGCCGUCGAGGAGCACGGCCGCGUGUGGACGAAGAUCGGCAAGAUUGUCGGGCGCGUGCCGCGCGACUGCAAGGUCAAGUGGGAGCGCGAGACGGUGCCGGGCGGUGCCGGGCGCAACAAGGGCAUGUGGAGCAAGGAGGAGGUGACGAAGCUGCGCGAGGCAGUCAUGGCUGCAGCAGAAGAGCACAACCUCGACCCGCAUGGCACUGGCCUGCCGUGGAACCAGAUCUCGGCCGUCGUCGGCACGCGCACGGCACUGCAGUGCAUGAAGAGCUGGAACAUUGCCAGCGCUGCAGAGCGCCGCAUGGCUGCCGGCGUGCACCCCAACUGGAUGGGCGAUCGCGACAACUACGCGCUGCUGAAGCGCCUCUACAAGCAGGAGGACGCAAUGCGCCUCGACGACGAGACGGCCGUGCGCUGGGCCGAGGUGGCCGACGACGAGUUCAUCUGGGACUCGCUCAGCAUGCAGCGCUACUACCGCUACCUGCGCGAGAAGUACGUCGACACGUGCGACCCGCCGCCGCAGGGCUUCAAGGGUGAGUCGCAGGCAUUGCAGAGGCGCGCCGUCGCAGAGCCAUGCAGCUGAGACGCAUGCUUGGCAGCCACGCUCGACACCAUCUGGCCCGUCGUGGAGCGCAAGCAUCAAGAGUGGGUCGCCUCGGGCAGCCAGGUGCACGACCUCGAUGCCAGUCGCAAGCGUCAAAAGCGCCUCGUCGAUGCGCGCCA